CUUAAUGGUGAAGAGAGGAAACCAACCAUGAAGAUGAUUAAUGAUGUCCGUGAGAACUUGGGUUUCUUUGAGUUGGUGAACCAUGGGCUAUCUCAUGAUCUCUUGGACACCGUGGAGAGACUCACAAAAGAGCACUACAAGAAAUGUAUGGAGAAAAGGUUUAAAGAAAUGGUGCCCAACAAGUGUCUCGAGGCCGCUCAAUCCGAAAUCAAUAACUUGGAUUGGGAAAGCGCUUUCUUCUGUCGGUGGCCUCCAGCUCUUAAGGACGACCAAUGGAUUGAUGUUCCACCCAUGAACCACUCUAUUAUAAUCAACUUAGGUGACCAAUUUGAGAUCAUUACCAAUGGCAAAUAUAAGAGUGUGAUGCACGGGUGA
Molecule: messenger RNA, 375 nt
Organism: Dovyalis caffra
Lineage: Eukaryota; Viridiplantae; Streptophyta; Magnoliopsida; Malpighiales; Salicaceae
Source: the annotation of a GenBank genome assembly